This is a messenger RNA of Trichechus manatus latirostris (Florida manatee), 6410 nucleotides long. RefSeq names its product ribosomal L1 domain containing 1 (gene RSL1D1). Bases 80 to 1543 code for a protein of 487 amino acids. The record is from RefSeq and is a predicted model, not a curated record. Lineage: Eukaryota; Metazoa; Chordata; Mammalia; Sirenia; Trichechidae. The transcript has 9 exons.
UGCGGGCUUGGGUUCGCGCGUGCGCAGGAGGAGUUAGUCUAGUCGUUCCGCACGCUAGUGUGCACGAGGUUAGGGCGGUAUGGAGGCCUCGGUUUCAACUCCAACCUCAGCCGCGACUCCAGUGACCCCGGCCGCAGCGGAGUCGCGGCUGGAGCUGGACAAAAUACAGGUUAAAAAAGCAGUGAAAGCUCUAUUGGCACAUUCACGAUCCAGAAAAAACGCUAAUGAAGUGCUUUUGAAUGAGAAUGAAAAUUUAUUUUUAAUGGUGGUAUUAUGGAAAAUUCCAAAGAAAGAACUGAGGGUCAGAUUGUCCUUGCCUUAUGCUAUUCGACCAGAUUUAGCAGAAGUCUGUUUAUUUACCAAGGAUGAACCCAAUUUAACUCCUGAGAAGACAGAGCACUUCUAUAGGAAUCUUUUGAACAAGCAUAAUAUUAAAACUGUUUCUCAGAUUAUCCCUCUUCGAACUUUAAAAAAGGAGUAUAAGCCCUAUGAAGCCAAGCUCCGCCUCUUGGGUAGUUUUGACUUCUUCCUUACCGAUGCAAGAAUUAGGAGGCUUUUACCCUCAAUUAUAGGGAAACAUUUCUAUCUCAGAAAGAAAGUCCCAGUAUGUGUAAACCUCCUGGCCAAGGAUUUAUCAAAAGAGAUAAAUGACUGUAUUGGUGGAACUAUCAUGAACAUCUCUAAAAAUGGUUCUUGCAGCACUAUACGCGUUGGUCACACUGGAAUGAUGGUCCAGCACAUCAUUGAAAAUGUCAUUGCUGUCACAAAGGGCCUUUCAGAAAAAUUGCCAGAGAAGUGGGAGAGUGUGAAACUCUUAUACCUGAAAACUGAGAAGUCGGUUGCCCUUCCAAUCUUCUCUUCCUUCGUCAGUAGUUUUUAUGAAGGGAAAGGAGGACCCCUUACUGGCCAGAAGAAAAAAGAGGCAAAGAAGAAACAAAAAGAAAAGCUCCAAAAAAAGAAGGAGAAGAAAAGGAGAAAAAGGGAAAUGCAACAGGCUGCAAAGACCAAAAAGACUAAAUUAGCCCAAACUAAAGAUAAAGUGGCAGCUGAAGUCAGUGGUGCUCCAGCAAAGAGCCCCGGACCCCAGAAGGGAGAGACUCUGGGAGAGAAGGAGGAGAUCCACAGAGGAAAAGCCCAGCGUAAAGUGGGAGACGGAUCCGAGGAUGAAAUUCCACUACUUGUGCCAAUGGAAGAAACACCUGCUAAGAAAAAAAAGAUGCAAAAAGGUGCCACAAUAAAGAAGUCUCCAAGUAAGAGUCCUGGUCCUGGCACACCUGUUGGGAAGAAGAGAAAGGCCUCCUCAGCGCUGGAAACUACUAAAGUUUCAGAGCCAGGGACCCCAGGUAAAGGCCUAGGGAAGAAGCCAAGAAUCAAAGAAGAGGCAGAGAAAGAACGAAACGCUGCACCAGGGAAAAAAGACCCGAGACAGACUCCAAAGAAGCCCGGGCCCAAGUUCUUCGCCACUUCUAGUAAAUCGGCCCGAAAAACGCCCCAGACCCCCAAACAACAGCCCAAAAAACCCAAAGUGCCCCAGUCGACCUAAAAUCAGUGGCUCAACCAGAAGGAAGUACCAGAGCUACCUGGAGCUUUAAAAAAUACCCAGGUCCUGGCCCCUGUUGAAAACUUCCCUAACAAUGAGGCCUGGACUUAAAUAUUUUAAAAACCACCACAGGUAAUUCUGGUAUGUGUUCCUGGGUGUAACAGCCUGUGUUUUGAAGUAAAAUCUAUUUUUUACUUGCUCUUCUGUGUAUUUGCUAAUAGAAGGGGGGGAAAUUACAGUGUUUCUCUGUGGUUGUGUUUUUGUAUUAUUAAAGUGUAACAUUUGCUUCUGAGUAUACUAUUGACCUUGUAAGUCGCAUGACUUUUAUUUGAAAGCUUAUGAUUUAUGUUUUCCUUAUUAGCUUUAAACCACGUAUCCACACAGGCUCUGUUCCACUAGUUUGUACAGGUUUGCUGCAUGAGAAGCAGCCAUGGAACUCAUGAGAAGCACAGAUUUCUUGGCCAUUGUGCCAGUAUAGCAUACAUAACAGUGAGGGAAAUUAUGUGGAGUCAUUUAUAAGGGUUCUGAAUUGAACCCUGCCUAUGAGAGGCAAGAAAAUAUUUAUCUUCCAUAAGCCUUCCCAUCUUCCUCUAAAUCACUCCUCACAUACAUAAAUUUACUAAUAAUGCACAACUCUAGGAUAGGAAACUUGGGAGAGUAGACUAUUAAUAAAAGUCGGCACAAUUUUCAAAUGUAUUCUGGGGCAGUAAAGCACUCAGCUGCUAACCAAAAGGUCUGGGUUCAAACCCACCAGCCAUUCGCGGGAGAAAAAUAGCCUUGGAAAUCCCAUGGGGUCAUUCUCCUCUGUCCUGUAGGGUCGCUAUGAGUCAGAAUCAACUCAACAGCAGUGGGUUUGGUUUCUGGUUUGGUAUUCUGAGGCAGUAAGUGACUUUCUAGGUCCUCGAUCUUUCACUGAAUUUGAAUUGGGGUACGCAUCCCCAGAAAUAGGUGACAGCUUCUCUGUAGUACAGGAAUGUCCUCAACCUGCAAAAGGCCAAAGUGGGACACGUUUCCAAAGAUGUAUCAUUCAGAAACAAGUGAAGAGAGCAGUAAGCCAAGUUUUGGAUCUCCCUCCAACUGGAGGAGACUGCUUUUGCUUUUUAGUGCCACAACUUAAAUUGUAACAUUAAUUUUUAAAUUACAAAACCAAACCUGUCGCCAUCGAGUCAGUUCUGACUCAGUGACCCUAUAGGACAGGGUAGAACUGCCCCAUAGAGUUUCCAAGGCGUUCCUGGUGGAUUUGAACUGUCGACCUUUUGGUUAGCAGCUGUAGCUCUUAACCACUGCCACACGGGAAGCCUCUUAAAAUUGCUGGUAAUCCCACUUUCUUCAGACUUAAAAAUGUGCAUUUAUAAUGUGUUGUAAGAGUUUACAUCUUAAAAGCUGGUUUUCCAUGAAAGCUAAGUUCUAUGGAAAGAUGGUCAGAUAGGCUUGCCUUCACUUAUUUGUGACGAAUGAAGAUACACUCUACUGUUGUUGAUAAAUCUCAUGUACAUAUGCUAAUCUGUUCUCUAGAUUAUGUAAUUUCCUGGGGAUAGCUGUUCACCCUCUGGCCAAAUAAAGAAUUUGCAACACCAUGCGAUUCUUAGGCCUAUAGCUUAGACCCUAUCAAAUAUGACGUAGAUGUUUACUCUCGUGUUCCACUGUGCACCUAAUUUCACUACAGUAAUUUCUCAAUGUUCUCUAUUGAAAAAAGCACAUUCACUUAAUUUUCUCUUGUGCAAGAUGCUAAUAUUUUGACAAGGAAAGGCCAUAUUUGAAGACCUGGUGAUAGUUCUGAAUGUUAAUAAAAAAUGUCCAAGUUACGGUACUAGGUUUCCAAGGCUUAAGAAGUAGGGUGGUCAUGCCUUUAGCUGCCCCGUAGGGCUGUGAGCCAAUAAUAGUCUACCCAGGGACCAAGGAGAGAACUGGACAGCUAUGCUACAGUAAAUUCGGCUCUUUUGUGGGUCAAAAGGUUUAGUAUGUGGCUGAUGUUUCACCAGAAGUCAAUAUGAGGUUUCUGGAACCUAUCUUCCAUACCACGGAGAUUCAAUGGACAAAAACAGAUCUGAGGGAGAAACUUGAGUGUAAAAUUUUGGUUUUGAAGAAAGCAUUUGCAUUUUAGUUGAUUUGUUUUUCGGAAACUAACGAGCAUCAAAAACUUAAAAAUUAUUUUUAAAUGCCUUGAAUGUAUUUAAAGUGUAAUAAAGAUCAUUGUAUUUCCAUUUUCUUGAGAGAUUAAAAUGAGGGUAUAGAAAAAUUGCUAAAUGUCAAAUUCACUGGACUAAAAACCUUUUCGCCACAGGUGCUUAAAGAUCUAAACAGCAAAGAAAUCUUUCGCCAUCGAAUAUUUGAAAGCUCUUCCACACUCUUUACAUUUUUUUUCUUUCUUAAAUUGCUCCUGUUUCCCCUGCCUACAGUUAGUGUUAAUUUUCACAGCGCCAAGAUCCGAGUUAGCAAUUUAUGAACCACAAGGGGUCCUCAUCAGUUGUUGGACCCUAAAGGAAUUAAUGCAUAGGAUGAAAGACUACAAAUAAAAUUUUGGCUGUGGUGAGCAGUAUAAUGGUCUUGGAGAGAGAAAAUGGCAUAUCAUUUAGGUAGCUAUAUUUUAACUCCAGAUUCUAGGUUUCAGUUUAACACUGUCAUGAUCAAUAUUUCCUGUUUAAUAUAACUUAGUUUGGGGCAUUUUCUAUACUUGAAGUUACAGGAAAUAUCAGGGCAUUUGUAUAAUUUUGACUUACCUAAAAAAGAUGUCUCUUAGCUUCCCAAAAGAUGUAAGCUGAUAUGUGAAAUAGACAGCUUUUCCUUAUUGGCUUCCCUGUUUCUCCAGUGUACUCAAUCUUAUAGUGACCAGGCUCAGAAAUUUUUUCACACUCAGCCACCAGGUUUUCUCGGUUUUCCUUUCCAGUCAUCCAGCCAUCCACACGUGCUGUAACCAUUAAGUUCCUACAAACUGCCAAGGGGUGAAUAGGAAUAAAGCCCUGGUGAUCUACUUCCAAAAAAGCCACUGAAAACCCUAUAGAGCACAGUUCUAUUCUGACACACAGGGUUGCCAUGAGUUGGAACUAAGGCAUAAAACAUGGCUUUGAGCUAAAGCCUUGGUCAAGUUAGCAGCCUCAACUUUGAUGUAGGAGGCAGCACUUUGGCUGCAAGGAGGAAGGGCCAGGGGCUAGGAAACGUCUCUUGAUGUCUGUUGCUACCCAGCUUUACUGUUUUUAACUUAGAAUAUAUAUGCUUUUUGGGAAAAUUGCUGAUGGAGAUGAUGCAAGGAUACUAAAGGCUCAAAACCACCCGUCUCUUCUGAAUGGAGAAAGGAACACUAGAAAUGGAAUAAAGUGUAACUAGCUGUACCCAGCAACACCUGGACCAUUUAAGCAGAGCCUGAGUGUUAAACCAAACCAAAGACCAAACCCGUUGCCGUCCAGUUCAUUCCAACUCAUAGUGACCCUGAUAGGACAGCAGAACCGCCCGCCCAAAGGGUUUCCAAGGAGCAGCUGAUGGAUUCAAACUGCUGACCUUUCGGUUAGCAGGUAAGCUCUUAACCACUGCACCACCAGGGCUCCAAGUGUUACUAAAGACAGUAACAAAACCAGCACUCCGCUUAAGCCAUUCAGUUUCCCAAGACCAAGCCAAAAGCUUCUUGUACACUUACCUAGAAACGUUCUAUAUACAAAGUGUACUUUAAAAAAUAGAAAUUGCUGUCUACUCUGCACGCUAUAUGACUACUUGCUUUUUCUUAGCAAUGUAUCUUAAAUGUCUUUCCAUUAUCAGCACUUAAUAGACUUCUAUUACCUGAUUAUAUUACAUUAUCUUGUGGUAUGAAUUGCUGAUGUACCAGAAUUUAACUAGUCCCCUAUUUAUAGAUACCUCACAUCUUUCUGGUUCUUUGCUAGUGUGAACAAUGCUGCAUUGAAUAUAUGUUAGAGCAUAGCUAUGGAAAAAGUGGAGUCGAAGGGUCAGCACAUUUAACAAUUUUGAAAGACAAUGUUAAAAUAGCUUUUUAAAAAGCCCGUAUAGUGGUUUAUGAGUAUGUUUUCCAUACAUUUCCCCAACAUCAAUAUUGUCAGGUUUUUGAAUAUCUAAAUCGGUUAGAUUUUAAUCUGUGCAUUUCCCUGGUAAGCGAAGUUGAAUAUCUUUUAUUACAUUUUUGGCUGUUUGAAUUGUAUCCUUUCCCACUUUUCUAGGACAAUUGGUUGGUUGUCCUUAUUAAUACGUAAGAGGUUUUAGCUUUUUUGUUUCUUCUUUCCUCAUGUCCUUACCUUUUUACUAGGUUUUGUUUUAUUUACUUUUUUUAAAUAACUUGUCAGGUAAAACUGUGAAGGACUUUGAAAUGGGCUAGAGAGAUUACUGAGUGUCCUUUCAAUGGAAUGUUGGGCUUCCUCUGGCAGGCCUUUUAGGGAUUAGCCACUUCUUUGUCUUUGACUGGAGCCCUGGUGGCACAGUGGUUAAGUGCUACAGCUACUAACCAGAAGGUCUGCAGUCUGUAUGCACUAGCCACUCCUUGGAAACCCUAUGGUCCAGUUCUACUCUGUCCUAUAGGUUUGCUGUGAGUCGGAAUCGACUUGACAGCAACAGGUUUGGUUUUUCGGUUGUCUGACUAGGCUAGUUAGAUGUUAAGUUGUAGUGAUGCAAACAUUUCCUUUCCACAGCUAAGCAAAUGAUUACUGUUCAUGGCAAUACACGUGAAUUCUCUGUUACUUAGAGAACAUACUGAGGAGCUCUGGUGCCGUGGGAGAAAGAUGUGACAGCCUUGGAAACUGUGUGAGGCAGUUCUACUCUGUCCUAUAGGGUCACUAUGAGUUGGAAUCAACUCAGUUGCAAUGGGUUUGACUUUUGGUUUUACAGAAUAUAUCAAACCAAACCAGUUGAUGGCAACAUGGUGACCCCCAUG